Molecule: messenger RNA, 783 nt
Organism: Psilocybe cubensis
Lineage: Eukaryota; Fungi; Basidiomycota; Agaricomycetes; Agaricales; Agrocybaceae
Exons: 1
Coding region: 1-783 (260 amino acids)
Source: RefSeq, a predicted model, not a curated record
AUGUCGUCCGCAUCAACUCUUCCAUUGCAAGGGAAAGUGGCGAUUGUCACCGGCGGAAGCAAAGGAAUUGGAGCAGCAAUAACACUUCACCUCCUCUCCCUCGGCGCAAACGUGGUCUUUUCCUACUCCAGCGAUGAAUCCAGCGCGUCUGCUCUUGAAGCAAAAAUCAAUUCCGAGUUCCCUGCACCCCACGGUGCCCCUCCUCGAGCAGUUAGCUUCAAAGGAGACUCGUCGUCCAUACCGGAUAUCGAUGCAUUGGUGGACUAUACCCUCAAAACAUACCACCACCUCAAUAUCGUUGUGGCGAACGCGGCUAUCAUGUCCCUCCAGGACCUUGCACACACAACCGAGGAGAUCUUCGAUCGUCACAUGAGUGUCAACGUGAAGGGCCCCUUCUUCCUUGCCCAACGCACUGCACAACAUCUAGGGGAAGGUGGUCGAAUCAUCUUCCUCUCCUCAUCCCUCAUCGCCAACAGCUCGGUUGCACCACCAUACCUCGUAUAUCUCGCCACCAAAGGUGCUAUUGAACAAAUGGUUCGGGUGCUAGCCAGGGAUCUCGCAAAAGGGAAAAUCACAGUCAAUGCAGUCGCACCUGGACCUACAGCGACCGAUAUGUUUUUGAACGGGAAGUCCGAUGCUUUGUUGCAGGCCAUCAAAUCGUCAAUUCCGAUGGGUAGAUUUGGUACACCUGAAGAAAUUGCAGACAUCGUUGGAUUUUUGUCGGGAGAGGGUAGCCGUUGGGUGUCGGGACAAGUGAUAAGGGCAAAUGGUGCUAUGGCGUAG